Molecule: messenger RNA, 718 nt
Organism: Jatropha curcas
Lineage: Eukaryota; Viridiplantae; Streptophyta; Magnoliopsida; Malpighiales; Euphorbiaceae
Source: RefSeq, a predicted model, not a curated record
AUAUAUAGUGAUUGAAUUGGCCUUUUAGAGCAGGAUAUAUAUUGUAUGCCGAUGGAGAGUCCUCUACCAGUCGGAGUACUUAGAAAAGGUGCUUGGACUGCUAUUGAAGACCGCUUUCUCAGAAGCUGCAUUCAAAGACAUGGAGAAGGCCAAUGGCACAAAGUCCCUUCAAGGGCUGGGUUGAAUAGAUGCAGCAAAAGUUGUAGAUUAAGGUGGUUAAACUAUCUUAAACCAGACAUUAAAAGAGGAGAAUUCACAUUAGAUGAGAUUGACCUAAUGUUCAGGCUUCACAACCUACUGGGAAACAGAUGGUCACUAAUAGCUGGUAGACUACCGGGAAGAACAGCAAAUGAUGUAAAGAAUUUCUGGAACACCCAUAUGCGCAAGAAGCUGAAGCCUAGUAAUCCUUAUUGCGAGGAAGACGAUGAGAAAGGCAAAACAGUAAAAAUAAUAAAGCCUCGACCCUGUAAAAUCUCAAAAAUUAUAUCUUUAUUUACUGCAAACGCAAAAGAUAAAGAUCACCAUCAAAAUGACGAUGGUAGUAAUAGUAUUGACUAUGGCAAGGCUUCUGUGCCUGUUGCAUUUCCACCAUUAGAUAGUAAAGAUGACAUAAAUAAUCAACCUAACACCACAAACCCUCUUGCAGGAGAAGGUGCCCCCACAUUCUUUGAAGGGGAGAGCAGUUGUAACUAAUGAAAAUGAUUGGUGGAGUGACUUU